UCGACUGUCGGAAAUAAUUCAAGGAUGGUUCUUACUAAGGAGUACCGCAUUUGCAUGCCGCUCACUACGGAAGAGUAUCGCAUUGGUCAACUAUACAUGAUCGCCAGACAUAGUCAUGAACAAUCCGAUAACGAUGAAGGAGUGGAAGUGGUUGAAAAUACUGUCUGUGAGGAUCCUGUUCACGGAAAGGGUCAAUAUACUGAGAAAAGAAUCCAUCUGUCUAGUAAACUCCCUUAUUGGAUUCAAUCCAUCUUGCCACGAAUAUUUUAUGUGACAGAAAAAGCAUGGAACUAUUAUCCCUUUACUAUAACAGACUACACUUGUUCCUUUAUGCCAAAGUUUCAUAUAGCGAUAAACACACGGUAUGAAAACAAUAAUGGCUCCACAGAAAAUUGCUUAGAGCUGUCACCCAUGGAAUUGAUCCAUCGAGAAGUCGAUUUUGUAGAUAUUGCAUAUGACGAACUCUCCGCAAAACAUUACAAAGAGGAAGAAGAUCCAAAGUACUUUCAAUCGAAAAGAACAGGCCGUGGCCCUCUGGUUGAAGGUUGGAGGGACACAACACAACCUAUAAUGUGCUCGUAUAAAUUGGUUCAUGCCUCGUUUGAAGUCUGGGGUAUGCAAACGCGAGUUGAAGAUUUCAUACAUAGAUGUAUAAGGGAUAUUUUAGUGUUGGGUCACAGACAGGCAUUUGCCUGGAUUGACGAGUGGUAUGACAUGAACCUGGAAAAUGUACGGCAAUAUGAGCAGAAAAUGCAAAUCGAAACAAAUGAAAAGGUUAGACUGAAAAAUCAACUUGAUGAGAAACAGACCGGUACACCGUCCUCAUCUAUGCCAACUACGCCAAAGUCACCCACACAACGAUCGUGGUUUUCCUGGUCGUAGCCACAAUUAGUGCAACAAUUGAUUUUGAGCUCUGCAGCAGUUUUCUGUCGCUCCGGUUAAUAUUAAAAAAGAAAUGAAUGGCAAUCUCUGUUGUUCAUGCUCAUCUUUUAUCUAUCUUAGAGAAUGCACAAAUCAAUCAUGACAUAUUCUUUAAAUGAACUUUACACUAGUAAUUUAAUUGGUUUUAUUAUAGUAACACACACAACUUACGUAGUUUUCCUUGAAAAAAAGUACAAGAAAAAUAAUUUUAGAAAAUGUAAAUAAAACUUAAAAAUUUGUUAUUAACCUAAUUUUAACCAUAGUAUCUUUUUCGUGAAAGAAAAAUCUAAGAGGAAGAAGAUUAUGAUUUUAAUUUUAAAUAAGAAAAGGCAUCAUAUUAUUUUUAUCAAUAUUAUUUUUAUUAAAGGAAUAUGUCUAAUUGAUUACUGCAUUUUUUGAAAUGUAUACAUAGGCGUAGUUUCAUACACGUUCCAUACAUAAGCUUGCUGUGAAACGAUUUUACGUACUUUCGUAUCAUAGAAUACACCUGAAAAUAUCAUACUCCGUAUGCGAUUACACAGUUAAAUUUUAAGAAUGCCUAAAGGAAAUUGGUUUAAGUCAUUCCACAAAAUGGCAUAUGUAGUUAAAUUUUAAAAUUUAAAUCGUAAAGUUUAAUUGCACAUUUUAGUGCACAUCUUACAUAUGCGAAACGUUUUAUUUACGUUUUGCUCGCGCGCGUUAGCAGUAAAAUAAUUUUAUCGUGUACAAUUUUACGGUGAAUUUAUAAUGUAUGAAAUAUUUU
Messenger RNA from Acromyrmex echinatior (Panamanian leafcutter ant), 1663 nucleotides. It is a transcript of the gene rdgBbeta, whose product is annotated as cytoplasmic phosphatidylinositol transfer protein 1. Gene Ontology annotation, biological process: phospholipid transport. The record is from RefSeq and is a predicted model, not a curated record. Gene Ontology annotation, cellular component: cytoplasm. Gene Ontology annotation, molecular function: phosphatidylinositol binding; phosphatidylinositol transfer activity. NCBI's taxonomy places the organism in Eukaryota, Metazoa, Arthropoda, Insecta, Hymenoptera, Formicidae.